This is a messenger RNA of Didymosphaeria variabile, 441 nucleotides long. RefSeq lists its product as uncharacterized. The coding region runs from base 1 to 441 and encodes 146 amino acids. NCBI's taxonomy places the organism in Eukaryota, Fungi, Ascomycota, Dothideomycetes, Pleosporales, Didymosphaeriaceae. The record is from RefSeq and is a predicted model, not a curated record. The transcript is spliced from 2 exons.
AUGACACUUUACUGGUCUUUCACGGCCUGCAUCGUCCUCCUCUACAGCGCUACCACCAAGCUUCUCGAAGGACAGGCUGAUACCGUCGACCAAGACCUCACGUACGGCAAAGCCUGCAUGGACAUGCUUGAAACCUGCCGCAGUAUGGAACCCAUAGCUGCCCGCUACCUCGACAUUCUAUGGCCUUUGUACGACACUCUCCGCGACAUCCACCAUCGCAUGAUGGGCCGCGCCAAGACCAGCAUCUACGCCCUCUUGCAAGGAGAUUCGACCACGCUCAGCCCGCCCAUUCCGGUGUCAAAAGCGGAAAUGGGACCGAUCUCGGAGACGUUGUCUGCUUUGCUUACUGAUCCGUUUGGACGGAAGCAGGCGCUGGGCGACAACAGUAUGAGACGUGUCUUGAACAGCGACGGCUCAUGUUCGGUGUUUUGGUUCAGAUGA